GGAAGGUGAAUGCAACCACCAUUCCAGCGAGCUCACCUGCCCCAGGCACCGAAAUCCGCCUCUGGGAAAGGAUCACCCGUGAAUUUGAGAUGUGAUCACAGCUGCCAGGACUUCGGAGAUGAACAAUGAGCGGAAGAGAUCUCCGAAUGUUCAUCACAAAUCACAGAGCAGAAGAUGCAGAGAAGCUGGUAAUAAGAAUGAGAAAUGGUCUUGGAAGUCAGAAGUACAAACCAAUUGACUAUGAACAACUUCAGGCUCUUGCUGAAGCUAAAAAGAUGGCGUGUCUUGAUACCGAUCUUAAGAUUCAGAAGAUCUUCCAAGCAGCAAAAUUUAACAAAGAACAUACACUAAUUAAGCAGCAUCAGUGGGUAUGGUGGCAGGAGCAGCCAAAACUAAUGGAAGUAAGGCAAAAGGUAGAAUCACAGCUUCAGAAAUUACUUGAAGAUGGAAGCACUGAAAAUGUAUUCUAUUUUGAAAUGAAAGAAUAUGGUAGAAUGUUGGGGGGAGACCGGGAAGCUUUUAGAACAGCUACAGUGGAGCCAAUCUUGCAGUUGAAGAAAGACUUGAAACAAAGACUGAUUGAAAUGCAGCAUUGUCCCUUGCAGCGACUCAACCAGGGGGAUGAAUUUAAUUCCAGCCAGAUACUGCAGCAGGUGGAAUGUGUAAAAAACCAACAGAAGGUCAUAACAGAUAAGCUUGAACGAGAGAGAAGCACCUUGGAAGAACAGAUCAACAAUAUUGGAUUUGAGGAUGAAAUCCCCCCUCAUCUUGAUGAAAUUCCAGAAGAUGUACAUUACUUGGAAUGCCCAUAUCCUGACUUGAAAGUCUCUGUUCUCCAGGAGUUCCAGAAUCUAAAUGUAAAAUACAAAUCUCAGCUCGAGGAUAUCAAUCAUCAACUUAAAUUUACAGACAGGAAUUGUGGAUGGACUGAAGAAGAACAUUGGACUUUUCAAGUUAUUGUAGACCUGUACUCUCACGAGACACAGAAUCGAAACAUACCGUACAUGGAUAUGCUGUUGAGGCUGCUGCCACACAAGUCCAAGCAAGAACUGAUUGACCACUGGAGAUUAUGGGAUGGAUUUCAGUUUAAGAAAGAGCACCAGAAGGUUCUGAUUCAGAACUGGACUCGUGACAAGAAAGACUUGCUGAUGAAGACAGUGAUGAUAUUUGCUGAAGCCUGUAUUGCUCAUGAGGCUGAUCUGUUGCUGGCAAAUGACAGGCGGAAGCAGCAGGAAAUCUGUGCUGAAUUAAACCACAAGGUUCAACAAAUGCGUGCACAUCAAGAGGAAAUGGCUCAACUGGAAGCAGCUAUUGCUGCACAGAAGAGAGAAAGAGAAAUAGAGCAAGAGAGAAAGGAAAGAGAAAAGGAAAUGUACCGUAGAGCCAUGGAUAAAGAAAAAGUAAAGCAAUACUAUGCUGAGAAGCAACAUAAGAGGGAAGAGUUAGAACAAAGGCACGAGCAGCGACUUAGAGAAUUGAAAAAUGAAAUGGCAGAGCAAGCUGAAAGGGACAGAGAACGGGUGAAAGACAGACAGGAGUUGUUGCAGAAACGUCGUCAAGAAAAGAAAGCAUUGAUUUUGCAGCAAAUGCAAGAGGAAGAAGAACGACAAAAGCAUCUUGAUGCUUACUGGCAAAAGUUUGCUGUCACUGCUCAGUUUGAUCCUGUCAGGAUGAUGGGUGACACAGAGGCAUCAAAAGCUCGAAUUGGAAUUGGGGCAGAAGAAGAAUUUUUCCUCCAAAAGCCACUAUUUUAUUUGUCUACAUACACUGAUAAACAGGUAAUAGCUGACCCUCGUGUUCGAAUUGAACAAGCUCUACGAGAAGCAGGACUCCACAGUACUUUUUAUGCCAGAGAAGUUUUAUCAAAGAUUCCUCCAGCGAGACCUCCAAGGAGAGACAUGGAAUCCACUCUUUUUAAGGACUAAAUUUACUCAAGGAAAAAGAAUGAAGUACGAAGCUGAUUUCAAGCUAAAAGUUGCAACAUUUGCUAACUCAUCAAAAAACUGUACUGCAGUGAGGGAAGUCGGUGUCAGUGAAAAACUGGCGUGAGAAUGGAAGAAGAAGGAGCAGAUGCCCAAUAUCAAAUGUGCCAUCAGAACGGGGACCAGACAUUGGCCUGAUCUUAAGUAUCAUGGAUCAGAAUGGGUCCUUGAAAAUUGUUGGAAUGAUUAUACAAUCACCGGAAAAGC
This is a messenger RNA of Carcharodon carcharias (great white shark), 2189 nucleotides long. Its product is annotated as coiled-coil domain-containing protein 148-like. The transcript is spliced from 16 exons. NCBI's taxonomy places the organism in Eukaryota, Metazoa, Chordata, Chondrichthyes, Lamniformes, Lamnidae. The record is from RefSeq and is a predicted model, not a curated record. The coding region runs from base 126 to 1925 and encodes 599 amino acids.